This is a messenger RNA of Drosophila novamexicana, 3157 nucleotides long. It is a transcript of the gene Oga, whose product is annotated as protein O-GlcNAcase. Gene Ontology annotation, molecular function: beta-N-acetylglucosaminidase activity. Gene Ontology annotation, biological process: glycoprotein metabolic process. The transcript has 6 exons. NCBI's taxonomy places the organism in Eukaryota, Metazoa, Arthropoda, Insecta, Diptera, Drosophilidae. Bases 71 to 3142 code for a protein of 1023 amino acids. The record is from RefSeq and is a predicted model, not a curated record.
UUUGCCGCAUUAGCGUUUGCUUGCUGAAAUAAAUAAUCAUUUAACUCGCAUUUAUCCUGAUUCUGUGAAAAUGGAAGACGGCCACAUGAGGGAAAAAUGUGAAAGUUUAGAGCAUACCGCACAGGAUCGUCAACGCCAAUUCAUUUGCGGCGUAAUUGAGGGCUUCUACGGCCGACCAUGGACAACCGAACAGCGAAAAGAUUUGUUUCGCAAAUUAAAAAAACUGGGCAUGGACUCGUAUAUGUACGCACCCAAAGAUGACUACAAGCACCGCGCCUACUGGCGUGAGCUCUACACGGUCGAGGAGGCGGAUCACUUAUCAAGUCUGAUUUCGGCCGCCAAAGAAGCGGGCAUUGUGUUCUACUAUGCCCUGUCGCCGGGUCUGGAUAUGACUUAUAGCAGCCCAAAGGAGAUUGGCACGCUCAAGCGUAAGCUAGAUCAGGUAUCACAGUUUGGCUGCGAGGCAUAUGCCCUGCUCUUCGAUGACAUUGAAUCGGAGCUGUCCAAGGCCGACAAAGAGGUGUUCCAGACAUUCGCCAACGCCCAGGUCUCGGUGACCAAUGAGAUUUUCACCCAUUUGGGCAGUCCAAAGUUUCUCUUCUGCCCCACGCAAUACUGUGCCUCGCGUGCUGUGCCCAGCGUUGCGGAUUCGGAAUAUCUGAACACGCUGGGCUCCAAGCUGAACAACGACAUCGACAUACUCUGGACGGGUGACAAGGUGAUAUCAAAGAUUGUGACGAUUGAAUCGAUACGGGAAAUAACCGAGAUACUGCGUCGUCCGCCUGUCAUUUGGGAUAAUCUCCAUGCGAACGAUUACGAUCAGAAACGUGUCUUCCUUGGCCCGUACUCGGGUCGUUCGCCGGAGCUGAUACCCUAUCUGCGUGGUGUUAUGACCAAUCCGAAUUGCGAGUUCUAUGGCAAUUUCAUAGCAGUGCAUACGCUGGCCUUCUGGUCGCGCUGCAGUCUGGACGCAAAGAUGAACAGCUCCCUGAGCGCUGAUAUUAAGCUGGAGACUGAAAACGAGGACGAAUUUCCCGUGGAGUGUCUGUCCAAGAACGUCUAUCAUCCGCGCUUGGCGCUCAAAAAUGCUAUCAGCGAGUGGCUGCCGGAGUUUUUUGUGGCAAAGGAAGCCUUUGGACCGAUAACCAAGCCGCAGCCGCAGGUGGAAAUGGUCAUGCCCAUAAUUCCUAUAAUACCGUCGAUUAACACAUGCAUGACCCUGACGACGACGACAACAACGUCGACAAAUACACGCACGGUGCCCGAGGUGAACACCACCCAGCUCCAGGCGCUGGCCGAUGUCUGCAGCACCGUUAGCUCCUCGCUGACGCCCAUUUCCAAUCCGGUGAUGAACUCUUUGGUGUCGCCGACGAAAGUUGUGACCAAUGACGAGAUCAUUAAUCCCAUACCCACAACAGUUGCAUCCAAUAUUGAGUUGCCAAAAAAGAUACCCAUCUCGAUUGUGCCGGCGCCCAUAAUGGAGGCCAAGAGCGUUGAGGAGACCAUCAAAUUGAGCUGUGAAGCAUUCGAGCCGGCAGCUAAGCUGGAGCCAGCGCCGGACGUGAGCAAAGUCGACAUCGCGCCGGCUGCUGCCGAUGAUAUUCUCAUAGCUGAGAAGCGCGACCAGGUGGCCAAUUUGAAUGUGGACACCAUGCUGGAUGAAAACAGUCUGAGUCCCUUGAGCGCUAGCGCCAACGAGCCCAUGGAGUGCAGCAGCAGCAUUAACUCGCAGAUUUCGCCAAAGGAAGCUAUCAAGUUGGCUGGCGAUGAUGUCGUCAUGGAGGAAUCGGUCAACGAUGUUAAUAGCAUGCACGUGGAAAGCGCCUCGGGGUCGCCAGAGUCUAAUGCGGAGAUGCACGAGGCGGAGGAGGAGGAGCUGGAAGAUUUGGCGAACAAAUCAAUUGCUAGCGAGAACAAGAUUAAUUUAGAUGAUUUAAGCCUGCUCUGUGAUCUAUUCUAUUUACCCUUUGAGCACGGCAGUCGUGGCCUGAAGCUGCUCAGCGAGUUCCAAUGGCUGAAAGUCAAUGCGAAUGUGCUGCUCCACGAUCGCGCCGCUGGCGGCGGCCAUCCCGAUGCUAAGGCCAUCAAGCCCGAGAUUAGCGAAUGGCUGCAACGCUCCGAAUUCUUCUCCAAGCUGUGCGGCGGCGUUCUCGACCUGUUGAUCAAAAUUGCAAAUUGUGAGAACAAGGAAAUAUGCCAUGAUUUGUAUUCGUAUGUGUGGGACAUAUCCGGUGCGCUGUCGCUGCUCAAUUGCUAUGUCAAGUGGCUGGCGUUGGGUCAGUUCCCGCCGAACAUGUCCUCCUACACGGAGGGCAGCUACACGUGGUUUAGCAAAGGCUGGAAAGAGGCGUUCAUGUCUGGCGAUCAGGAGCCUUGGGUGUUUCGCGGCGGCCUCACGGCCGACUUGCAGCGCCUGAUGCCCGUCGAUUCGGGUAACGAUUUGUUUGUCUACAAGUUGCCCGAGCAACCGACGGCCAAUUACUAUCUGUUGCGACCAUAUCACAAUUCCGAUGAGCCGCAGGUCAACAAGAUCUGUACGCGCACAUAUUUGCAGUGGCAGAGCGAGCCGGAUGGCGAUGAGAUCUUGCUGCCCGCUCCAUUGGGCGAUAUUGUUGCCGAUGCCUUAGUCGGGGCGCAUUUAACUAUUCAUCCGGAGCUGUGCCUUGUGGCCUACGAUCAGAGCGACGCGAUUGUUGGAUAUGUCUGCGCUGCCCCGGACAUAAAUAUCUUUCAUCGCAACACAGAGGUUUGCUGGCUAACGGAGCUGCGCGAGAAGUAUCCAAAAGCUUUGCUAGAAACUGUAGCCGAUGGCAACAACAGCAAAUCCCACAAGCUGAGCGUGCGUUUCAUAGAGGAUUUUCACAGAGACGAGGAGCUGUUGUGUCCCACCGAGGUGUGCGGCACCUUUCCGGCGGUAAUAAGCGCCGCCAUUCUAAGGGAGGCGGAACAGCACGACAACGGCAUUGCCAAGCGACUAUUGACCGUCCUGCUGGCCGCGCUGCGCGCCAACGGCUGCUUUGGUGUGCACGUCUGUGUGCCCGAACAGGAUAAGGAGCAGAUGAACUUCUACACGAAGAUUGGCUUUGUUGAGGUCUAUCGCGACGGGCGCAGCAAGUGCAUUUAUUUGGGGCGGCGCUUUUAGCAGUCGACACUAAGA